AUUUUGCUUGCGUGGAUAAUCCAUGGAAAGUCAGCUAAUCCUGAACGAAACAAAGAGGCUAUGGAGAUGGAACCUCACCAAUCCUGACAUUGAAGAAACCUUUGUUAUAAAAAAUGAACUGGAUGAAAUCAGUAAUACAGUUUGGCCCAAAUAAAUGUGUGAGAUUUAAUUUCUUGGCCAGUCUCUCUCUUUUUAGGUUAAAAUGUCACGAUUUUGCUUUCCUUCUUAGAUUCACUGAUUUUCAUUGUUUAAUAAGCAAAUGAAAGCGCCUUAUGCAAAACAAUGAGACACCCUUCGGUUUAGUGUCAUUAAAUCAGAUUCAUAGUAAUCACAAAGCGUACGACCAAUCAAAAAACAGGACAGUAUCACUAGGAGCAAAUUACAACUUUUAAAGCAGACUGCCUAAAGUGCUUUAAAAUGCAAGCUGACCAAUCGUUAAGCUUAGAUUUUUUUAUGCAUUUCGUUUGGAUUUAUGAGGAUGGUGUCUAUAAGAACUAACAUGCAUAUUCCGAAAAAAACUCAGAAUGCAAAGUUCCGCUUGGCAUGGAAAACGGCAACAUCCAGGACGAUCAAAUAACUGCGUCCUCGCAAUGGAACUCAGUCACUCACGGCGUCACCCGGGCUAGAUUGAAUCUUCUGCCAAGUUCAGGAGCGGGAGGAUGGGUGGCUUUACAACACACAAUUCAUGAGUGGCUCCAGGUGGACCUGCGCAGUCGCUAUACAAGUGUAACAGGCCUAGCUACACAAGGAAGGAAUGAUCACGGUCAAUGGGUGACUAAAUACAACGUACAGUACAGUAUUGAUGGAGUUGAGUUUGAGUAUUACAAGGAAAGUGGUCAGUCACUACGCAAGGAGUUUUCCGGAAAUCAGGACCGUGAUACAGUUGUAUAUCAUGAACUUAACCCACCAAUCACAGCGCGGUAUAUCCGUUUCCGACCUCUAACCUGGCAAGGCCUUGUGUCGAUGAGGGUGGAACUUUACACCUGUCUGCAAGUAUGCACUGCGCAAGCCGUUGGUAUGGAAACUGGUGAAAUUCUUGAUUCUCAACUGUCUGCUUCAUCGGGAGUGCCUUCAAAGGCUCGCUUGAACGGAGUAACGACCUGGUGUAAACACUGGCCGGGCAAUGCGAAUGAGAGUGUGUACUACCAGAUAGAUUUUGGCCGUCCUUACCGUAUUUGUGCAGUUGCCACUCAAGGAAAUAACGGUGGGAACUAUGAUUAUUUGAAAGAAUACAUACUGAGAUGGUCUCACGAUGGUGUUAACUGGGAGGAAAGUCCAGAGGUAUUAGAAGGAAAUAGCAACGCACAUGAAGUAAAGAAAAACAUCAUUUCGGUGAUUCACGCUCGAUAUUUCCGCCUUAUACCGUUGAAAUGGAGUGUCUGGCCAUGCACAAAACUGGAAGCUUACGGCGAACCUUGGCCAGAAGUCUCGGGAGCGUUGUUUGAACCGCGGUUCGGCCCGGGUAAAGCACUGCCAGGUCAUGUGAUUUCAUCACGGAGUGUCACUGACGUCAUGCAGUGCAUCCAGUUAUGCUUGGUAACCAAUCAAUGCAAGUCGAUUAAUUUUAGCAGCCAGCUAAAGGAAUGUGAAGUGAGCGGCUCCAAAAGUGAGAUAGCCAGUAUCCGAGAACGGAAGGGCUUUCAUUAUUACGAGGUCGUUUCUUUCCAAGGCAUAUACAUUUGAGAAAAUGCCCAUGCUUCCGAGUUGCUUUUACGUAGUAGCUGCGACAGUAGCUAUGCUGUGAAACCUUGAGCUUAAUGAAAGUAGAAACUUUCCAAAAUUUCUGCUCACAUGUCCACACUUUUAAUCCUUCCCAGCACUAAAUGCCAUCUUCAUCAUGACGUAACUUUUCCCUGCUCCUUCAUAGCCUUCAUCUAUCCGUUCUGAAUCUUGAAUCUUUAAACAAGGAUAGAAUAUGACGAUGUCCAACAAGUGUGAAGACAGUGAUAUACUACUUCAAAAUUUGCAGGGACUGAUAAUUGCUGUUGUAAAUAUAUGGUUCGUCAUGUAAUUUCUCACCUUUCACAUACAUCGUCUUGUUUGAGUAUCAAGUAUUUAUCUUAACAUUGUUAACAUUUUCAUGAAUUUUAACCAAUUCUAUUUCAUUAUCAAUUUUAACUAAUUACCUUUUAAUUAAAUUUAUAAUCAGUUCCCAUUAUGUAGUUUUUACUGGUAAUUUACUAUUGCCAUUUAAAUAAAGGAAUUAUUAUUAUUGCUAUCGUUAUUUUUUAAAAAACCUGCCCAAAGGGUAGAUUAUUUAUCAACUCAAGGGUACUAGGUAACACCCCUGUUUUUCUUCAGGCCAAAAACUGGUUCCCUAAUGACAAUCACUUAUCAAAAGUUGAAGGAUAUGUUCAUGUAAGGUGCAGUUACCAGCAUUUACUGGCUAUCAUUUACUUAGAACAUUUAGUUCCAUUUUUUUUUUAAACAUGGCCAUCUCUAACCUUAUGGUUUUGUUUAUAAUUACAGCAUGUGUACUACGCACUUUUUGUUUGAUUCAAUAUGAUUUUGAUGAGGGAUGUUUUGGUGAUGGUGGCAGUCACGAUGAAAGUAAUUAGUCAAAUUUCAAAGAAGUAUCUGAUAACGUAGGCAAGUUGAUAUACUAUAAAGUCAAGUUACGUAUUAACCCCGAUGUGUCUCCAGUGGACCAUCCGAUCAGGCGUUCUCCAUUCUGUGACUGACCCUUUUAUAGUAAUGCUUUCCUACUUGGCUUUGAACAGACAAGCUUUGCAAUCAUAAAAAUUUUGUCCCCUGAAAAUAUGUAACUUUAAACAGAGUAUUCUACCUCACAUUUGAAUAAAAUGGAAUGUCACGUGUGAUAGCAACCAUGCGGUAUCCUAACUAGUCAGUUUUGAAAUUUGUGUGAGCAAAACUUUUCUGAUGACAAAGAUCUUCAAACACUUAUGACUAAAGUGGCCAGCAACGAUGAUAACCUGCCUUGGGGAGGAAUAGAAACCUCAACAGAGCUGCAAAAAGAGUACAAGUAUCCAGGAGCUGCUGUAUGUGAAUGUCACUCUCCAUAAAUUUGUAAUGCAUCAGAAUUUACCAUAUUUAUUGUGGAGUGCAAUGUCGAACACAUUCAAACUUGUCUACGAAUUUUUUAACACUGGUCCUUUUCUUUGGUUGAAAAGGGGAUUACUCGGGUCAUUUGCAAACAAAUUUACAUGAAAAUCUUUUUUGAUCUUGAUCUGAUAUUUCAGUAUUGUUCAUAUUCAGGCUGCCAAUAAAUUUCAGGAACAAUUGAGAAAAGGCCUCUACAAAAAAUUGUUACAUCGUGUUUAAUCGAUUUAAAAACAAAAGUG
Stylophora pistillata is the source of this 3302-nucleotide messenger RNA. RefSeq names its product EGF-like repeat and discoidin I-like domain-containing protein 3. The record is from RefSeq and is a predicted model, not a curated record. NCBI's taxonomy places the organism in Eukaryota, Metazoa, Cnidaria, Anthozoa, Scleractinia, Pocilloporidae.